Paramecium tetraurelia is the source of this 1752-nucleotide messenger RNA. RefSeq lists its product as uncharacterized. Gene Ontology annotation, molecular function: metallocarboxypeptidase activity; zinc ion binding. The record is from RefSeq and is a predicted model, not a curated record. The transcript is spliced from 3 exons. NCBI's taxonomy places the organism in Eukaryota, Ciliophora, Oligohymenophorea, Peniculida, Parameciidae. Gene Ontology annotation, biological process: proteolysis; protein side chain deglutamylation.
AUGAAAUCUCUCCAAAAAUUACUCAAAAAUAACAAAGACAUGGGACAUUAAUACAUUGAUUUUAUGUAGCUGUUUGAAAAGAAAUUGAAAUCGUGUAUCAUAAAUCACAAUUCACGUAAAAAUAUUCUUGCUCAAUACAAAUAACAACAAUACAUCCAUUCUCCAAUGCCUUUUUUUGAAUCUGAAGAGCUGGUAGUAUAUGGUUCUUUUGAGAAUAGUAAUAUUCAUGGAUGUUGUCAAGAAGAAAAGGGAGUGUUGAAUGUUCUACUUUCCAGUGAUACUAAUACUUAGGGUUGCACUUAAUGGUUUUACUUUGGAAUUAAGAUGCACAACAAAGGAAAACUAAAAAUACGUAUAUUAAAUAAUCGUAGAUAAAACACUCUCUUUAAAGACUGCAAUCAUGUUUAUGUGUUUGAUAAUGAAAAAUGGAGUGUUGGUUAAACCUAAGAGAUGUACUAUUAUAGAACAAACAUUAAUCACCCAUUCUAUCAUCACGAAGAUGCUGGCAUAGCUUAACUUCAAUAGAACUUUUCUUUGUACACAUUAGAGUUCACGUACGAAUUCAAACAGAGUGAAAAAAUUGUAUUUUUUGCAUUAACUCGACCAUAUCCAGUCAAAAAACUUUAAAGAUUCAUUGAUUAGUGUCCAUUAAAAAGAAAGUCAGUCUGCAUCACAACCUUGGGAUUGCCAAUUUGGUAGAUCAAGACUCCAAAAUAGAAUGGAUAAUAAAUUGUUGUAAUUUUGGCUCGUCAACAUCCGAGUGAAACAGCUGGAUCUUUUAUUUGUUAAGAGAUCUUACGUAUACUAUGUAAAGGACAUUAAAGUAUGUAAAAGUAUAGAUUCAUAAUAUAUCCAAUGGUAAAUCCAGAUGGUGUUUUUCUGGGGAAUUCUCGUUGUAAUUUUAAUGGCGUCGACUUAAAUAGAAAAUGGGACAAUCCAAAAUAAAAAACAGAACCUGAGGUGCAUUAUGUUCUUAAAUCAAUAUCAAAAUAUUCUAACAUUGCAUUUAUGAUAGAUUUGCAUGGUCAUUCAAAAAAGUUCAAUCAAUUUCUUUAUGGUUGUUUACAUGGCAAGAGUGUAUCAGAGUAUAUGAGGAUAAGAUAGUUUGGGAAGAUUCUCGCUCAUCAUAAUGAAGUUUUCUCAUUUAAAAGGGAUUGUUCAUAUGGUGUUAGUCCUGAUAGAUUUGGUACGGCUAGAGUGGCAUUAUGGAAGAGAUUGAAUAUAGCAAAUUCAAUGACAAUAGAAACGAGCAUCUACGGUUAAAUGGGACGAGCCUUUGGCUUAGAAGAUUACCAUGCCCUUGCUUAAAAUAUAUUGCGAGCACUUGACCUUUAUAAUGAGCAGGUGGACUCGCCAGAAUUGAACAUCAAUAGAGAGAUGAGCAAGGCACUAAAAUAUGAUAGUGGAAGUGAUUCGGAGGCAGAAUAGGAUUUGAUUAUUCCAAAACCAAACAGGAUUAAAAUCACGUCGAGAAAGGAAUCUUCAUGUAAGCAUUAAUCCGUUGGAUAUGGAGGAAUUAAACAGAAAAUAGAGACUCCUCAAUUGAUACACCAACAUAGUUAAUUUUUCAAAGAUUAGUCGUUUGUUGAAUUGUUACCGCAACCUUCCAAGCUUCUUAGUCACAGUCAAAACAGAGUUCAACUUUAGAAGAUAAGGUCUCGAAUGAACUCAUUCUAAAGCCAAUACAUAGAGGAAUAGCCUAAAUUAGGAAGUAUGAUAUCAGCAUUGCAAGUGAAAUAAUUAUUUAAAUGA